AGUGGCAAUAAUUGACAGUAAUCAAUUCAAAUCAGUUAUUUAUUCGUUUUUUUUCUUCUUUAGUGUGUAAUGUAUUUGGUUCUCCAUCAUUCGCGCAGUUUGUAGUCAUUUGAACCAGAUGAAUUCAUCUUGUAAAUGUUUACCAUUAACACUAAAGGGACUUGGACAGUAAUCUGUCAAGUUCGAAGCUAGUUGUAUGAUUGUGACUUGAGCUCUUGAAGCUGUCAACUAUGGCAUGCGAGGAAGAGAGAACUCAGGAAAACCUGACGGACUCUGACGGACGAAUCCACAUAGUACCAGAUGAGAUGAAACCAGAAACUAGCCAAAACAUUUGCCAGGACUUCCUCUUGGGCAGAUGUGGUUUUGGAGAUAGAUGCCGACUGUCUCACAGUGUGCUUGACGUCCCUCAAACCACACACUCAGAGGAAGAUGAUACAGCCGUCACAGAAAAGAAGAGCAAGACCCGAAAAAAUGGAAAAAAGACUCAUUCUGAAAAGCAGCCUCUAGAGACUGAGAAGGACGACAAUUUAACAAAUGCCACUGGACAACAUGAAGAGUCCAUCAACACAGGAGAUGUUUCAAAUGACCUAGAGCAAGUGACAGAGUUUUCUGAAGAACAGGAUGAUUUUGUAACUUCAGGUAUAGCAACAAAAAACAAACAAGAGCUGGGAGAUGCUGUAGAUCGUUCCUUUACCGAAAAUGCUGAGAAAGGACCCAGUGACGACAUCUUACUUUUGAAAAAACAAUCUGCACCAGAAGACAAAAAGAUGGCAGCUUCUAAAAAACUGAGUUUGAAUCAGUUGGCAAAGGAGUUAUCUGUCGCUCCUAAAAAAGAACAGACUGAAAUAGUGGAAGAAUGGAAGGACAGCUGGGAUGGAGUGAGUGGUUCAAAAGCAGAGCUGGUAUCAUUCAUUCUGCCAAAACCACUUUUAAGACAUCCACCCCCAAACAGACCCACACACUUCAUCUGCUUCCGCGUGGACUCUCCCGCUGCUCUCCAGGCCUUCCAGCGCAUUCAGAGAAAGGUUCUCUCCCUCCUCCCUCAGUCAGAGCCGCUAUGGAUGGACCCCGCAACUUUACACGUAACUCUUUCCUUACUUGUCCUGAAGUGCCCAGAGGAAGUCAGCGCUGCUGCUGAGCUCAUGCGUACCACAAUCAGAAACUCCCACAAACCCGCUAUUUCUGUGUCUUUCACUCCAAAACUAAGGCACUUUAACGGGACUGUCCUCCAUGUGACCCCACAACCCCUGUUCCAUGUCCAGAGCCUGAAUUCCCCUCUUCAAGAAGCCUUCAAGGAGAAGGGCUGGCUACACCGUCAUUCCCGAUCCCCGACGUACCAUCUCACCCUGGCCAAAUCACGGGGGCCCAUGACAGAGAAGAUGUUUGAAAGGAUAGAGACCGUUAAACUGGGCAAAGAUAUCAACUUUGGCAAGCAAGAAGUAAAUAAACUCUAUCUAUGUGUGAUCGGUCAUACAAACACAGAGAAUGGUUUCUAUCAGGUUGUUGGUGCUGUGCAGCUGCCCAAUGUGUAAAAGUGAACUCAUCUGAACUUGGGGAUGAUGGUUAUUAAUUACAUCAAAUACCUGAUGUGUUUUAAAUCAAGGAGUCAGUCUAAUGACUUCUACGUUCUUUAUUUUGUGCGCCUAAUAUCACAUUUAUAUUUAUAGAUGCAGAAGUAUCCCAAAGCAUAGUCUCGUGUAGCCAGACCUUCAUACUGACAGCAGAAAGUCUGGAAUGUAAGGCAGUUUUUAUCGGCCGAGGCCCGCCCGUGACGCCAUUUGACUGACAUAUCAAACAACCAAUCACAGUUCGUUUAAUUCUGUGUCACGUUUCAGGGUGUGGUAAUGUCGCGUGUUAAACUCUCAGAAGUAUUUUAAAGAUUCUAUUCUGCCAACCUUAAAUAUUUGACAUACUUUUGAAUAUCCAGCAUAUAGUUGAUCGUGAUAAGCGCUCGUCGUCACAGUUGUAAACUCGACGUCUUUCUUCUUUCGUGAGUGGGUUUGGCGCCACAGCAUUUUUGUUUCCAGGUGGAGCAUUAAAGAACACGACACACAUGUCUCCCUGAAAUCAUGUAUAAUUCAACCAAUCCAAUGACAACUUCGACACUCCUAAAGUAUUUCAACUUUUCAACUUUGGGUCCCAUGUGCAUCAGACCUUCUGUGGGCGUGACGUCUGAGGCUGGGACUACCCAAAGCAUGACUGCUUAUUUUAGAUUGAAUAGUUGCAAAGACAAUGGAUUAAAGCAUUUUCUAAAUGUUUACAAUCACUUUUAAUUCUAUAUUAUUUCUGUUCUGAAAAAAGCACUUUAUAUCAUUGUUAUAUCUUUAUAUUCUCUUUUUACAAAUGCAGUCAAAUUUUGAUAACACAAGUAUUAGUGACACUGAAAGUUCUUUAUAUGUAUUCAUUUGUUAAUAUUUCAAACCCACCACUAAAAUGAAAUGCAUGGUUGCGAGUUAAAAACUCAGAUUUAUUUAGAUGAGUUCACAAGUUGAUAAAAUAUAAUAAUUAAUCAUUACAUCAAUUUAAAAUUUUAUGUAAUUUAAACAGAUUUUUUAAUAGAUUAUUUUUUUUUAAAUAAAUUGUCAUAACUUAAAAUUGUCUUCAACUGGGAAGUGGAUUUCUAGUUCUCAGCAAGCUUUGCUUUGGACAGGAUGAGGUGAAUAUAUGUUGAAGUAAUUUUUUGUGUUUUUUAUAGUUAAAAGGAAAUAUCUGUUAUUGUUCAACACUGUCAUGAUUGACAUUUUACAAAUUAAAAUAGUUUUUACGUUAAAGUUUUUUACCAUUUUGUUGAAGAAUAAUGCUCAUUGUUAGUUGGUAUCAGGGGUUUGAACUUAGUAGUUAGUAAUCAACUUGUGUAAACAAAUUUGUGUUUAUGCAGUUUAUCAUAAAACCCAAUUUGGUUUUUUGGUUAAACAUAAUUUCACUAAAAGCUGUCAUAACAAAUUUUUCAUAUUUUAUUUUGAUUUCAGUUUGAUUAUAUUUUAUUUCAGUUUAAUGUUGUUUUUAUUUUAUUGUACAUUUCUGAUGAAAAUAAAAAAGUCAGCACACUAGGGCUCUAAAACUACAAAUAUUUUAUAACAGACAAUUACAUUAUUGCAGCACACAAGCUCUUUAUCAGACCUUCAUCAGAGACUGUGUAUUUUUGGAGCCUAGGUGUGAUGACUUUUUUCUAUUUUCAUUAUCGAUAUAUAUAUAUAUAUAUAUAUAUAUAUAUAUAUAUAUAUAUAUAUAUAUAUAU
Molecule: messenger RNA, 3238 nt
Organism: Carassius gibelio (silver crucian carp)
Lineage: Eukaryota; Metazoa; Chordata; Actinopteri; Cypriniformes; Cyprinidae
Exons: 5
Coding region: 231-1532 (433 amino acids)
Molecular function (GO): metal ion binding
Source: RefSeq, a predicted model, not a curated record